Molecule: messenger RNA, 2196 nt
Organism: Verruconis gallopava
Lineage: Eukaryota; Fungi; Ascomycota; Dothideomycetes; Venturiales; Sympoventuriaceae
Exons: 1
Coding region: 704-1873 (389 amino acids)
Source: RefSeq, a predicted model, not a curated record
CGCCGAGACACUUCAGAAUCGAAUCGGGUUUGUAAUGGAGAGUAAUAUCACGAACAGCGUUCUGACCAGAACGGGCCGAUUCUGCCUUUGAACCUCAUCAUUUAUGUCCGAUCAAGCCAUUCUUCAAGAUUAACAAAAUCUUCACACGAGUCUUCGCAUGAUGUUUACCUGUUCUUCUAAGUGGAAAGGAGACGAGGAAAAAUGAUGAGCAAGGCGAUGAAAGUUAUUCUCUACCUUUUUGCCAAAGAGCGAAAAUAAUAUGAAAGAGGACGCGGCUGGAUGCGGAUAAUCAUGUUUUGCAGUACAUCUCAGUCUCAAAUCUCGCGUUGUCUCUUUUGAAGAGCUUUCCUGACCGGAGACUAUGCUCUAACCUCAUCCCAGCGAGCCGGAUAAGGCUCAAUUCGAUUUAGAGAUCUGCUAUGCCGCCGACGUGAUUCUUACAAACUUCUCUUAGGAAUGGUCGAGCGUAUCGGUACAUUCACUGUUGGAUCCACUCUGGCAUCAAAAGGAAAGUGACUAUUCAUAACACGAUAUCUCUUCUUCCUAUCCAUGAUUCCCAUCUCACAAAUCUUGUCUCCAUUUAUCCCAUGUCAAGCUUGCAGGAAUCAAAAAUCACUUGGCUGAACUGGCAUAGUCACGAGUACGUACUACACCCACCCGAGCUCGACGGUGACCUCAAUUUCAUAUUCCCACGGUAUUAGAUAUGGAAGGAACCUCUACUUCCCUUGAGUUGCGACUCAUCGUGUACAAUGGUCACUUCGUCGUUGUCAGCUCGACACCAAACCUCACCUACAAACGUUUUCGUUCAUUUUCUGUCGAGAAAACAAAGAAAUAUUCAAGACUUAUCAGCGAGACAUAUACAGGUGCCGAAGAGGUUCCAGUGAUCGAGGGUGGCAAAGACGACGCCCUCAAAAUUGCACACGUUCUGAAACAUGCGAAAGCGACAGAUAUACACUGCACCACCACGAUCGCGAACCCAAUGUGGCGUCGUGUGUUCUUCUGGGAGCUUGAAUUCGAGGGGAUAGCUCGUCCAGCUCUUGAUGAGCCGUUCCGAGAGCUGCUAGGAAUGCUCGAGGGGUUAAAUGACAAGAUUGAGAGCGGAGAGUCACAUUUCGAUCAUAUUGCACUCCCCAAGAUUGACGGUAUUACGUGCAACGUUUCGAUUCUUAAGCUUUCACGGCUGUUUUGGGCUGCGAAGCACCUUCGAUUCCAAGCUCCUCUCCUCUGGGAGGAUGAACUACGUGUUGCCCUUAUGCAGGCUAUCAAUACAAUUGAUAUCUCGAAUUUGGCGAGCAAGACCCCAGCCUUCCGCGCUGUCGAUUUCUGGUACAUUUGGGGUGCGUUCCGUGGCUUGGACGAUGACCUAGUUGAAGCGAUGGUUGCCAAACUAGCCGAUGCGAAAACCCAUGGUACCGAUCCAAAAGACCUCGAAUUUCUCAACACGGAGAUUAAGGAACUUAACACCUGGCUCACCAGAGUAGAGCAAAAGAAGCCAAAAACUGCGUGGGUACAGCACACUGUCGGCGGGAUGGGUGGCCGUCGCGCGAACACUCCAGCUCCCCUCAUGCUAUCCAGCUCAUUCGGCGCAAUGUCGAACGCUUCAAAGACAGCAACCUACAUCCCGCCACUGGGCCGCAACGCACCCAAGCACCAGGACAUCGCUGCGCCACUGAAUACAGCCUAUACUCCUCCGCGUAGGGUCAUGCUGCGUGAAAGCGCAGCUAUAGAGCUAUCUGCCAGUACCAGAGCUGAGGACGAGAAAGGCGAGGCGGGGACGUCUACAACGCCUACCGCAAUGGCGUCGCCAACUCGCGCGACCAAAGGUACCAUGCGGAACGGCAAGAAGAAGAACCAUAGCCUUGACGGCAAGUAGUGAUGGGGAGUCGUUGAAACGCGCUUGACCGCAGUUACAUCGCCAGGACAGCCUCGCAGCGCCAGGUACGCAACAAUCCGAAAUAUGGUUCUUAGGCGAAUGAAAGCUCACGCGAGCAUGUUGAAAACACCUAUACACGUUCGAUUUGAUCCAUAGCUUCCUCAAAAGGGUAUCUCCAAUCCGGUCAGACUACGUCUUAUCAUCACCAAAAGUGAGACAUAGUGGCAGAGUCGUGAAAGCCAGAUAAAGUUUGUUUCAUUUUUUGGUGUCGCUUCGGCACAGUUUGUAAGCACAGAAGUAGAACCGAAUUGAUUUUGCAUUCG